Molecule: messenger RNA, 1664 nt
Organism: Cyprinodon tularosa
Lineage: Eukaryota; Metazoa; Chordata; Actinopteri; Cyprinodontiformes; Cyprinodontidae
Exons: 6
Coding region: 1-1599 (532 amino acids)
Source: RefSeq, a predicted model, not a curated record
AUGACCAUUACAGGACACCUUUCAUCUGUGGUUGGAGUAACUAAGAAAGAGGACCUUGCUUUUGUGGAGAAGGAAGACUUCCAAGAAUAUCUGACACCAAUACAGUGCCGAAAAGUAAUCCAGGCCUUCAAACAAAGAGAACUGAAUGACAAAGGGACCACUGAAGUCAGCAUCACUCUAAGUGAAGAGACGCCUCCCCUUUCAUCUGUAGGUGCAGACAGAGGAACUGGUUGGUCCUCCUUCACACCUCAUCAGACACAGUCAUAUUUUCCUGGAUCCAGCCUGGCAAAAGCUCAAAACUCUUGGAUUCUCCAAUUCCAAAUACCAUGGGAACAGAUACCUGGAUCCUUGUCCCAGGCAAUCUUGAGAGGGCAGAGGGCUAGCCCAGCAGACAGGAGAGCAAUGGUGCGGGUUGUGGUUUCUGCUAUGCAGCAACACUGUCCAAACCCUAACAGAGCUGCUUGCAUAGAAAUAGCAAAGAUGAUAGUUUCAAAGUAUCCACUGACCUUUUCAGACAUGACUGAGGAAGGCGAACAAAUUGGAAUAGGAUACUAUUCCCUUAUAAACCAGCUGAAGACAAGAGUGGAACAUGUCAACAGAAACAAUACAACUGAGAGAAUACGUAAACCACGAUCAACAACACAGAGCAAUUCCAACACCUCAGCUAAAACAACACGUUGUAAAGUGGACAGCUAUGGCUGUGUAAACUGGCAGCCAAAAUGUCUUCCCGAGGGAGAAACGACAGACUCUUUGGAGAAAAGACGACAAGACAUGGUUGCCAUAUUUCAGUCAGCUGGACCUAGAGCAGCAGAUUGGCCAGAUGUAGAUGCUUCCAUGUCUCUCACAUACAUUUAUCAGCGGCACAUGAUCAAUGGGUGCCCUCCUCCAAGUAUUAAUGACAUACAAGAACAAUGGCCUUUUCUGUUUACGAAAAGAGGACUCUGCGAUCACUUCAAAAUCCUCACAGAGAUUGACAUUUGUGAUCGCCUUGGAGAAGCUCUUCAGACAAAAGGGAAGAGAAUUCUGGACUUCUUCCGAAGAAACCCUCACAACAAAAACAUUCAGCGUGUUCUUCAGGAUAUUGACGGGAUCUCAGCAAUGCAGCAAAACAAGACAGCCAUAGCAGCAGUACUUCUGCUGCUGAACCACUUCGUUGAAGAGGAGGAAUCCAUCUUCAUUUUGAAAGAUACGACUUCAACAAAAGCAUCCAUUGAGAGGGACGUGACAUUGCCUUCAUCACCAAGACUGAUAAUUCUGGGAACCACAUACCUUGAUGCAGCAAAGUGGAUGGUGAGCAUGGAGGGAAAGGUGGUCUACAUUUUGGAUGAGCACCUGGGCUUUGCAGAUGCAUUCUCUGUGUUUUUUGGAAGCUACUAUGCCUUCAACCUUGAAUACCAGGAGCCAGCAUGUGCAACACUUGAAUUUAUUCAGCGGUUCUUCUUGAGAAUAAAUCCAGAAGAUGGAACAAAAUGCACCGCACGGACUGGAGUGAGUCGGAAGACUGGAGUGUUGGUGAAGCGGAAGACAGCCACUAUAAACAACAGAGUGCUGUCCUUUCUUCGCCAGCUAACAGACUUUGAGUGGAAGAACUUGAAUUAGGUUCUGUGCAGCUGCAGCUGAAGACAAAUACAAUCUCAUGAAAUGGGGCUACACCCUGUCCAGGU